Molecule: messenger RNA, 2376 nt
Organism: Rotaria sordida
Lineage: Eukaryota; Metazoa; Rotifera; Eurotatoria; Philodinida; Philodinidae
Source: the annotation of a GenBank genome assembly
AUGGCAUCAAAAAUGAGUGAACGCCGAAGACAACGAAUGGCUGAAAAUUAUUUGGUUAUCUGGGUCGAUGGAAAUAUCGAUAUGGCAAAUGAAGAUUGCCAAAAUACACUCGCGCAAUUACGCGGUGUUGUUAAUGAAGUGAACCCAUGCACCACUGCCGAACAAUGUAUUGAAGAACUCCAGAAAAACAAUGAGGAGACAUCAUUUGUCAUCUCCUCAGGUGCAUUAGGUCAACACCUGGUACCAGAAAUUCAUGGCAUGCCAAAACUGGAUGCCAUAUACAUCUUUUGUGGCAACAAGCAACGUCACCAAGAAUGGGCUAAAAAUUGGCCCAAAAUUAAAGGUGUGCAUACAUCGAUCAAGCACAUCUGUAAAAAAUUGGCACUAGCUGUCAAACAAUGCAAUCAAGAUCAAGUAACGGUCAGUAUUAUCGGUGCCAAUGAAGGAGGUUCUAGCGAAGAUCUUAAUCAGCUAGAGCCUUCCUUCAUGUAUACACAAAUAUUCAAGGAAAUACUCCUUGAUAUGGAACAUGAUCAACAAGCCAUAAAAGAUUUGGUUAUUUUUUGCCAAGAACAAUAUCAAGGCAAUACCAAGGAACUCAAAUUAAUCAAAGAAUUUGAACGUACUUAUCGUCCAUCAAAAGCCAUUUGGUGGUAUACCCGCCAAUGUUUUACAUACAAAAUGCUCAAUCGAGCAUUACGAACAUUGGAUGGCGACAUUAUCAUUCGGAUGGGAUUUUAUCUAUGUGAUGUUCAUCGACAAAUUGAAACUUUACAUACCAAGCAAGUUAGUCAAUAUCAUGGUAAGACAUUUCUUGUUUAUCGCGGGCAGGGAUUAUCAAAGGUAGAUCACGAAAAACUCGUCAAAAGCAAAGGUGGACUCAUUUCAUUCAAUAAUUUUUUAUCCACCAGUAAAAAUCGAAAUGUGUCCUUAGCUUUCGCCAACGAAGCCUUAGGAACAGAAGGAAUGGUUGGCGUUCUCUUUCAAAUGACCAUCGAUCCCAUGGUCUCAUCGACUCCUUUUGCCUCCAUCAAGGAGGUUAGUGAUUUCGCACAAGAAGAAGAAAUUCUCUUCUCAAUGCACACUGUCUUUCGAAUCGGUGAAGUUCGAAAAAUUGAUAAAAAAAGUCCACUUUAUGAAGUGGAACUCAAACUUACGUCGGAUGAUGACCAACAACUUCGUCAAUUAACCAAUCGUAUACGAGAAGAGGUCGACGGCACUGGAUGGUAUCGACUGGGUAAAUUGCUGCUCAAAAUUGGUCAAUUUGGCAAGGCUGAAGAAUUAUAUACGGCACUACUAGAACAGGCAUCCGACGACAGUGAUAAAGCAUAUAUCUAUAACCAGCUCGGAUGGUCGAAAGACGAUCAAGGACAAUACAAAGAAGCAGCUUCAUUUUAUGAAAUAUCUCUCGAAAUUAAACAAAAAACUCUACCAGAAGAUCAUCCUUCAUUGGCUCCUACAUAUAGCAACAUCGGUUUGGUGUAUAAUAACAUGGGUGACUACUCGAAAGCACUUGAAUUUUACAAAAAAUCACAUAAAAUAAGAGAAAAAGCUCUGUCUCCGAAUGAUCCAGAUUUGGCUGCUUCUUACGGCGGUAUCGGAUACGUGUAUAACAACAUGGGUGACUACUCGAAAGCACUUGAAUUUUACGAAAACUCACAUAAAAUCUACGAAAAAGCUCUGCCUCCGAAUCAUCCCAAUUUGGCUAUUUCCUACAACAACAUCGGUCAAGUGUACAACAACAUGGGUGACUAUUCGAAAGCACUUGACUUUUUCAAAAAGUCACAAAAAAUCUUUGUGGAAACGCUGCCUGCGAAUCACCCUCAUCUGGCUUUUCCAUACAACUGGUUCGGAAAGAUUUAUCGCAGUAUGAAAGAUUAUCCAAAAGCACUUGAUAAUUUCGAGAAGUGUCUCUCAAUACGUCAGAAAGCCUUACCUGAAAAUCAUCCGGAUAUAGCUUUUGCAUUUAGUAAUAUUGGUGAUGUUCAUCGAUUAAUGGGUAAUUAUGAAGAGGCACUUGCAUUUCAGCAAAAAGCAUUAAAUAUUCAAGAAAAUGUUCAAUGUAAUCCUCUGGAAUGUGCAUUGACAUAUAUAAAUUUAGGUGAAACUUAUCGUGAAAUGAAAGAUUAUUCAACGGCAUUGACAUAUUUCGAAAAAGGAUUAGAAAUACGUGAGAAGAAAUUAUCAAAAAAUCAUCCUGAUUUAGCUGUUGUAUAUCAUAAUAUGGCAAAAUUAUAUUUGGCUACACGAAAAUAUAGUAUGGCAAUGAAAAAUAUUCAACAAACAGUUGAAAUAGCUCAAGAAAAAUUACCUUCAACUCAUCCUCAUCUUUUGGAAUAUAAAGGAACAUUUGAAAAAAUUCGAAAGAAAAUGUAA